AUGAGUUCUUCUAAGGCAAUUGCUCUUCUCAUUUUAAUCAACUUCAUCUUUUUCACUUGUGUCUCCUGCCACAACUUCCCAUGCCCCCCUCCAAAAGCCUCUCUGGCGGUUCCCUCGACCCCAAAAAAACCAGCCAAUUGCCCUAAAGACACCCUAAAGUUUGGUGUUUGUGGUGACUGGCUCGGACUGGUUCAUGAGAUUAUUGGGGCCAAACCUAGCAGCCAGUGCUGCGCCCUGAUUGCAGGACUUGCUGAUCUUGAAGCUGCAUUGUGUCUAUGCACUGCCAUUAAGGCCAAUGUAUUGGGUGUCAUCAAGCUCAAAGUACCUAUUGCUCUCAGUUUGAUCAUUAAUUCUUGUGGAAAGAAGGUUCCUACAGGCUUUGUGUGUGCAUAG
Ilex paraguariensis (yerba mate) is the source of this 393-nucleotide messenger RNA. The record is from the annotation of a GenBank genome assembly. NCBI's taxonomy places the organism in Eukaryota, Viridiplantae, Streptophyta, Magnoliopsida, Aquifoliales, Aquifoliaceae.